AUGUGCAACCCACCAACUGCCCAGCGGGUUCCACCCCGCCCUGACCAAAAUCCGACAGAACCACAACCUCCAAGACAAAAACGCUCUCUAUCACCCAGGAACCACCGCAUCUUUGACCCCUGGAAUUCCGCCUCAUCAGGCCAUCAACGCGCCGAUAGCGGAUAUCUUGGAACCACUCGAUGGCGGGACACUCGCAUUGCGAAACUGAAGCAGCAAUUUCGCGGAGAAGAUUGCUCGCGUGAACAGCUGGGUGUUCUGGGAGAUGACGAUUUCAAAUUGGAUGCCUUUGGUGGUGGUUCUUGUGACGAUAGAGAAGCUGUGAGUGGGCUGGAGAGUGGAUCGAGGGAGAAUGGGGUGUUGGGCUUGGCAGCUCCUAGUGGGAAGGGCAAGUGGGAGUGGAUAUCGGAUGAGGAGGCCAAGAGGAUGGAAUGGGGAGUGAGAGAUAUUCGAUGCUUCAUGGGUGUUGGGAAGAGGAAACCCAGCGAUGCGCUACAGGGGAAAGUGCUGAAUGAGAAGAAGAAGAGGAGGAGGAGGAGGAUCGAUGAAGGCGAUAUCCAGCGAAGCGAAUUGAGACCAGUCGAAGAGAUGGCGACGACCAUUCAGAAAGAAAAGCCGAAAAACCAGCCAGAGGAAGAUACGAACAAGGACACGAAGAAGCAGAAAUCAAAGAAGCCUCGAAUGUUCGAUGAAGUCGACAACAUGUCAGUCGACUCGUCAGCAACAAGGAUCUCCGACUCGACUUCCUCUUCAAAUAGCAGCUCACCAACACUCAUACCUGCAACAAAUACGACAACGCCAAACCCACCACCGGAAAGCCAACCAGAUCCCGAAUCCCGAAGCAUGCCAAAACUUCCAACUCGAUCCUCCAAACCUCCUACCUCCGCCUCCGUCUCCAUCCCCAUUCACAAUACCAUCGACUCCCGCCUCACUAAAAUCUUCACGGGGACAACAAUCUACAUUAACGGCUCAACAUUACCUCAAAUCUCCGACCACAAGCUCAAGUCCCUCCUCGCCGAGAACGGAGCCACCGUCGCCAUCGCCAUGGCUCGCAGAAGCGUCUCCCAUGUGAUCAUCGGGCAGCCCGGGACAACGGGCCACGGAUGUGGUGGUGGUCUCGCUGCAAGAAAAUUGCAGCGAGAAAUCGAGAGAGGGGGAUGGAAGGGAGUCAGGAUCGUAGGAGUCGACUGCGCUCCAAAUCAACAUUUGACCACCCGUGACAUUUUCUUCGUCGCGGAAAUACCUAAUGCGCAGUCCAUCUCUCAUCACAGGGUCCUCGAAAGCAUCAAAGCAGGGAAACGCCUUGCGGAAUCGCGCUUCGCCGUAAUGAGCGUCGCGUCAAAGGGUCAGAGAAGUGUGGCUUCUUUAUUCGGAAGGUGA
Molecule: messenger RNA, 1377 nt
Organism: Penicillium diatomitis
Lineage: Eukaryota; Fungi; Ascomycota; Eurotiomycetes; Eurotiales; Aspergillaceae
Exons: 3
Coding region: 1-1377 (458 amino acids)
Source: RefSeq, a predicted model, not a curated record